Molecule: messenger RNA, 1073 nt
Organism: Planococcus citri (citrus mealybug)
Lineage: Eukaryota; Metazoa; Arthropoda; Insecta; Hemiptera; Pseudococcidae
Gene: Vti1a
Product: Vesicle transport through interaction with t-SNAREs 1a
Exons: 7
Coding region: 243-911 (222 amino acids)
Biological process (GO): macroautophagy; retrograde transport, endosome to Golgi; Golgi to vacuole transport
Cellular component (GO): late endosome membrane; endoplasmic reticulum membrane; SNARE complex
Molecular function (GO): SNAP receptor activity; SNARE binding
Source: RefSeq, a predicted model, not a curated record
GUGAAAACUAGAAGUAACAAGUUCAUUCACUCAUUUCAUCAUUUACCAAAAGAAAUUACGGUCAUUACAGUCUUUCGUUAUCAAAUUAUUUUUAUUUUCAAUCGUAAAAUUUUGUGAAAAACAACAAAAUAAUCCGCGAACAAAGUAUAAUAAAUGGGCAGUCUUCGAAACGAAGGAACGAUGUUUCAAUAUGUUUUGAAAUAAUUUACAUUUAACAAAGUGUUUCGAUUCUAAAAAUCACGAUGGAUGCGAGCACUUCGAGUAAAUCCUUACUGGAGAAUCACGAGCAGCAAUAUGCCAUCGUUUCAGCUGAAAUAACAUCUAAAAUCAAUAAGCUUUCUACAGGAUCAGAAGAUCGCAAACAGCUAUGCUCCGAUAUCGAGAAAUUGAUCGAAGACGGUCAAGAAUUGAUGGAACAAAUGGAACUAGAAGUUAGAGAUGUGAGCUCAUCGUCACGUAGUAAAUACACAAAUAGGAUAAUGUGUUACAAAGCCGAACUUUCCAGACUAAAUAAGGAUUUUUCUAGAGUUAAGAACGAAGUACGAAUGAACCAAACAGGCGAUACCGGCGGAUUAUUUGCAGAAUAUAAUGAUAUUAAUAGGGAGCAGAAGCAAAGACUUUUGGAUACAACCGAAGAAAUAGAACAGACCGGUAAACACUUAUCGAAUGGGUAUAGAAUUGCCAUCGAAACCGAAGAAUUGGGAUCGAAGAUAUUAAAUGAUUUACAUUCUCAACGAGAAACAAUUCAGCAUUCGUUGAACCGAUUACAUGAGACCAAUUCCGAAGUUAGAGAAAGUUCGAAUAUUUUAUCUAAUAUGGUUAAUCGAUCGAUCAAGCAUCGCUUAAUAUUAGGAGGAGUUUUUACCACGUUCGCUUUAAUCGUCGUCUGUACUAUUUAUUAUAAAAUUUAAGAGAAUUGAAUGUUCGUAAAAAUUCUGAGUACUGAGUUGGCAAUGAAUACUUCAUCUGUGAUUUAUACUUUCCAAGCAUCGCUUAGCGUUGUGAGGAAGGUGUUGUUUAUUGAUAGGUUUGUUAAUCGUACAAAUACGAAUAUAGGAUUGGUUAUUAAUUUA